CGCCCCUCGGCCCCCUCGCCCGCGAGCGCCGCCGGCCGCCCUCGCCCGCGAGACACUGAGGCAGAUCGUUGGACCAGUUAACACCAGCGACAACUACUUCACUGAAGGAGAGAUCUUCAUGUUCAUCUGAUUUGAGGGAGCAAGUUGGCACCUAGACAUCAGGUGUAACAGUGCACAUGUCAGUACUCCAUGCUAUAGUUGAUAGCUGAUAGUUGAGCUAAGAAAUGAUGCUAUCUGACCACCUUCUGGGACCCCAACCAAAAUUAUCAAUGUUGGUGUUUCAGUCUUGAAAAAGAUGCGGAAAGCUAAGAGGGGUGGUGCUGAUCUCACUAAACGCAUUCGCAAGAACAGAAGAGCUUGCAAGAAUGAAUCAUUGUUCUCAGGUCGCUUCCUUGGGGACUCUAAUCAAGAUGUUCGGUCUGGGCUCAGUGAUGGGCUAAAAUCAUAUUUAUCUAAACGUGUUUCCUCUAUUACUUUGUGCGAUGGAGACAGAAUCUUAUUUUCAUGCUCGGGCAUAGCUAUGGAACAUCAGGGUCACCUUACAAGGUUUCUGACUUCUGCAAGUUUGGUCAGAGCCCUCGAUGGUACAAACGAAGACCAUGAUGACUUAAAGAUUGAAGUGCGACAUGAAGGCAAUGAAGUGCAUAUGGGGAUUGUGGGUGAAUUUGAUUUAGAUCACAACUUUGCUGUUGUCAAUGUCCAUGCCUUCCUUGAUGUUCAAGUUGGACCUUUCCAAAGUGCACCGGAAAUUCUGGCCCACGGUGAGAUAUUAGUAGCUAUAGGGCGUGGCGUCUGUGGUGAAAUAGUGACCAAGAGUGUGGAACUGGAUGAUGAUUCAAGGGUAUCUGAGGAUGAUGAAGAUCUUGAUUGUAAAAUCUCAGAGGCUUGGGAGGGUGGGCCAGUUCAUUCUAUUGAUGGGACGGUUGUUGGCAUGAACCUUUUUUUGACCAUGAGAAGAGCCGUUUUCCUACCAUGGGGCACAAUUCUCAAGCAUCUGGAGCAUUACUGGACAUCCCAGGAAAAGAAGACUGGUCUUGCAAAGGUUUACAGGAUUGGACCCGUAUGUGAGAAAUAUAACAGCCAUCCAGAAGUACAUGGAGCUUUUGUCAACCAGGAACUGUUAGAUCUAGACUCCAUGGGUUACCCUAAGUUACCAUCCUCCAUGUUAGGAGAUGGCAUGAUUUUGGUAAAUACUUUUGAAGAAACUUUUGGCGACAUGCAUGGUGAAGGUGUUUGGAGAAAAUUCAGCAAAAGAGCUUCUAACAUAAAUCGCAAUAUUGUUGCACUGGCUUCAUACGAUGGAGAAAAAAGGUUUUUUGCAUGCACGGGUUUUUCUAUUGAGUGGAAUGUAUCUACGAUAAUUUUGACAUCAGCAAGCUUGGUUAGAAAUUCUGGUGAUGAGAACAAGAUUGUUGAAAACUUGAGGAUUGAAGUGUUGCUUGAGAAUCAAUGCAUAGAAGGGACGUUGCAGCAUUAUAGUCUACAUUACAACGUUGCUCUAGUCAGUGUCAAGGAUUACCCUGCUCCUUGUGCAUCAAAUACUGAGCUUUUUUGGACAGAGUCAAAGUCUUUUAAAGUAGCAGCUGUAGGGCGUUGCUUCAAAUCAGGAGCGCUAAUGGCUACUAUUGGGAAUCUGGUUUCCUGGACAGGCACCCUUGAUUGCGAUUUCCUCGCACGUUCCACAUGUAAAAUCAGUAAGGUUGGGAUUGGGGGCCCUCUUGUUAAUCUUGAUGGGGAUGUCAUUGGCAUGAACUUCUAUGAUCAGAGAAUAGGAACCCCUUUCCUGUUUUGGGAGGACAUUUGCGAAAUUCUAACAUCGUUUGAAACAAAAAGUAAAUUUGGUGAAGUUGGCAAUGAUAGUGAUCCCUCUGGUUCGCCUUUCUGGAAAAUGAAUAAAGAUAGGAAUACUAAGUUAAACAGGUGGCCUGUGCCCAUGCCUCGCUGGUGCCAUCUUGAGGAUAGGGAUGAGGAUAAAUCUGAUGAUGAGUUGGGCUUUGAACCCAAAUCUGGCCGCAAGCGGAGAUACGGUUACAUCAGGGGAAGGAAAGUCGUGCUCUUUUAGAUGCGAAACUCGAGCUCUUUUAGAUGCAGUUACGCCCUUGAUUGGGUCUCACAAUCUCCAUAUUAUUGCUGGUUUGAGAUGGCAGAUGUAACCCGUGGCUUGCUGAAGUUUGUGAUAUGCGCUUCGUUUGUAUCUUGUAAUUAUUUGGUGCUAUGUUUGGCAUGCAGUGGUAGUUCGUGAAGACCGGUUAAUUAGCUGCCUGGGGGUCUGUCAAGUACUGUUUUGGCCUUUUGGGCACAAAUCAAUGUUCUGUGUUGGAAAUCUGCCAACAUAUUUAGAAUGGAUCCUCUGAGUGACUUCAAAUGUUACCCUCGCUGACAUGUGGGGCCCAUAUAAUUAGUGACUGAGGAUCUAUGCCUUUUGGGCAUAUUUGGGCUUUGGAAUCCUU
Molecule: messenger RNA, 2450 nt
Organism: Setaria italica (foxtail millet)
Lineage: Eukaryota; Viridiplantae; Streptophyta; Magnoliopsida; Poales; Poaceae
Exons: 15
Coding region: 296-2062 (588 amino acids)
Source: RefSeq, a predicted model, not a curated record